AUGAGUGCGUUUAGCGGACAAAUUCCAGGACAUCCGGGCAUUUCCGAUGUUCUGGAUUAUUUGAAAAUAGAUCCUGCAAUGCUGCGCAUAUUACAGAAAUAUAUAACUGAAAAGGAGCAGCUUAAAAGCUCGCUCCUAACCCGCUUGGAAGAGGUGAAGAGGAGGUUGGAGGAGCUGAAAGGGCGAAAUGCCCAAAAUGAAAUGGAAGACCUCAGAAAACUUCAGAAACCGGAAUUUAACGUGAAAGAGGCAGAGUGGGCUCCUCUGCCAGAAAGCGAUGAUGAAGCCGAGAAGUGGCCGUCAGGAGCGGACUGGGCCCCUUUGCCAGACGAUGAAGCAGGUAUUAAGCAGGUAUAA
Molecule: messenger RNA, 357 nt
Organism: Brugia pahangi
Lineage: Eukaryota; Metazoa; Nematoda; Chromadorea; Rhabditida; Onchocercidae
Source: the annotation of a GenBank genome assembly